AUGGCUUCCGGUUGCACUAAGAAGGUCGAUACCAUUCUAGUAAUGUUUAAUAGAAUUAAAAAGGCCAAGUCUCUGGCAGGAGCCUACAUCCCUCAUCUGUGUCCCCAGAGAAAGUACAAGACAGAUACAAAGGCUAAGGUAGUUCUCCCCCGACCACUCCGAAUUGAGAGGAUAUAUGAGGAAAAAGUAUUUAAAAACCAAACAGAGAAGCCUUUGGCAAAAGAAGUGGAGCUGGUUGAUUACAAACCAAUGGAAAAUGAGUAUAAACGUCUCCUAGGGGAUACAUUUGAAGAUAAUGCUUUGCAGCAUCCAGAUUUUUUUCAAGUCAAAGAAAUGGUAGACAUGCAAACACUUUACAGAAACAGGGUGCAUUAUGGUCAUCACUUCGGAUGUAGACAUCCAUAUAUGGUGUCCUUUCUCUAUGGACUCCGGCACAAUACAGAUAUAUUUGAUCUGGACAGAACUUUACCACGUUUACACUUGGCCUUAAAUUUUAUAGCUCAUGUGGUGUACAGAGGAGGCAUUGUAUUAUUUGUUUCCAGAAAUGCUCAGCACAUGCCUCUUGUGGAAAAAACAGCUCGCAAUGCUGGUGAAUAUUCCCACUGCCGCUUCUGGAAAUCAGGUCUUCUGACCAAUAUUGACAGACUUUUCAGUAAUCUAACCAGGCACCCUGAUGUUGUUAUCUUUCUUCAUACACAGAAUAGUAUUGGAAGUGAUCAUAUAGCUGUCACAGAAUGUGCCAAAAUGCUUAUACCCACUGUAGGUGUUGUGGACUCUAAUUGUAACCCUACCUUUAUUACAUAUCCCAUUCCUGGGAAUGAUGAUUCCCCAGACGCUGUGAAACUCUACUGUAAACUGUUUGAACAGACUAUUUUACGUGCAAAAGAACACAGAAAAAGGGACGUUCAAAAAUAGUGCUAAGUAAAAGAACUGUAUAAUGUAAGGCCAAAAAAAAUAAUAGUCUUGAUUCCUGCUACCAGCCCGAAAAAAAUAGGGUAGGUAGGUAGUUUUUUGAAGGAAAAUUAUUUUAUUUUAUAUUUUUAUUUUAUUUUUUUCCGACCACAUUUUUUGGGUAUGAACUAAUACAAGAUAAAAUAAAACAUGUCGCAGGUCAUUAUUGUCUUUUAAAAUUAAAUUUCAUGUCUUUUUAUGCAAAACUCAAGUGGUAUUUUAUGAAAGUUCACAUUUAAAACAAGAAUUUCAUGAAAUGCUUGUUUUGUGUUUACACGAAAACCAAUUACAGUGAUAGAAAGAUGAAAUUCUGGAAAUUCCCGAUUUUUUUUCUUCCUAAACUUAAAAAAAACCCUUUAGGGUCGGGUGCAAAAAAAUAGGGUAGGUCAGGUAGCAGGAAACAAGACUAUUAUUUUUUUUGGCCUAAGGUACAUUUUUGUGUAUAAAUCUGUAAACUUGUCAUAUGUAAGUAUUUGAAGUACCUGUGAACAAAUCUGUAAAGUUAUUAUGUGUAAGUAUUUAAAGUAUCCAUUCUAUUAAGCUUUUGGAAAAUAAAUGAGAGUAAACUCCCUUAGAAAAGCUAAAAAUACAAAAUGAACGUUUUUUCUUUAAACAUUCUAUUCAACGGCUGUAAUAAUGGAAUUCCUGUAAAAAAAAAAAAAAAAAACCAUGUUGUUUAUUGUGGUAUAAAUGUGUCAAUUGUUAUAGUAGUAAAACAAUUUUUGUAUUGAGAUCUGAUGCUAAAAGAUGGAC
Molecule: messenger RNA, 1704 nt
Organism: Saccostrea echinata
Lineage: Eukaryota; Metazoa; Mollusca; Bivalvia; Ostreida; Ostreidae
Product: small ribosomal subunit protein uS2m-like
Exons: 3
Coding region: 1-915 (304 amino acids)
Biological process (GO): translation
Cellular component (GO): mitochondrial small ribosomal subunit; ribosome
Molecular function (GO): structural constituent of ribosome
Source: RefSeq, a predicted model, not a curated record